AUGGUUACGCUGGACUUCGGGACACUCACGGUGCCGGUAGGCAUAGUGCGGCUACUGGACCUGAUCCUCACCUGUAUCUCCUUCAGCCUGGUGGCAUCAGUGGGCCACAGUACUAACUCCUUCUGGACGUGGUGCAUGUUCACCUGGUGCUUCUGCUUCUGCGUCACCUUCCUCAUACUCCUCCUUGAAUUCAUGCAUCUAAAUGAAAUGCUGCCCAUCUCCUGGGAUGACUUCACUACGGCUUUCGCCAUGCUGGCUGCUCUAAUGGUGCUAGCAGCAUCCAUCAUCUAUCCCAUCUUCUUCACUUGCGCCACGUGCGGCAGACAGAUUGGUGCCACAGUUACUUCCUGCCUGGCCUUCAUCCUGUAUUCUGUUGAGGUUGGGCUGACCCGGGCCAAACCUGGUGAGAUCAGUGGAUUCCUGUCCACGGUCCCAGGCCUCCUCAAGGUCCUGGAGGCCUAUGUGGCCUGCAUCAUCUUCAUGUGCUUGGAGUACUCUGCGUACUGGGUACAUCCAGGGCUCCAGUGGUGUGUCGCUGUCUACUCCAUCUGCUUCAUUUUUGCUCUGCUUGUUAUCAUUUUUACCAUCUGUCGACUUCUGUCUGUCUUCCCAGCACCAUUUGACAAAGUUCUGAUAUGCUGCAAUGUGCUGGCAGUGUUGAUGUACAUCACAGCUGUGGUCAUCUGGCCAUUAUACAACUUCCAGAACAACAAGACAAGACCCCCCAAUUGCUCAAAUCUGCCUAAAUGUGCAUGGGAUAAUUUAGUGGUUAUCGCUUUCAUGACCUGUUUCAACCUCAUUGCUUAUGUUGUGGAUACCUUUUACUCAUUUAGGCUGGUGUUCUUCGUCAGUAGAACAUAGUUUGCAGUGUUUCAGUUGUUGGCGGUCUCUGAAGACCUCAAAGAUUGAACAUCAGUAUUUUAUUUGAAUGCAGUUUUCAUCAUGGUCCCAAAAUUCUGGUUUACUGACAGUUUUUGAUAACAUGACAUAACACUGGGUGUUUCUAAUUUUUGGAUUCAGCAAGAUGUAAUUCCAAUUUCCCAUUCGUUUUUCUUCUUCUGUA
This is a messenger RNA of Monopterus albus (swamp eel), 1063 nucleotides long. Its product is annotated as myeloid-associated differentiation marker-like. Lineage: Eukaryota; Metazoa; Chordata; Actinopteri; Synbranchiformes; Synbranchidae. The transcript is spliced from 2 exons. Bases 1 to 861 code for a protein of 286 amino acids. The record is from RefSeq and is a predicted model, not a curated record. Gene Ontology annotation, cellular component: membrane.